Doryrhamphus excisus (bluestripe pipefish) is the source of this 807-nucleotide messenger RNA. The record is from RefSeq and is a predicted model, not a curated record. NCBI's taxonomy places the organism in Eukaryota, Metazoa, Chordata, Actinopteri, Syngnathiformes, Syngnathidae.
UAUUUCAGGAGCUCGCCGGCCCAUUGGUGUUCCCGGGAAUCCACUUCCAUAAAGAGGACGUAUGGACUCCAUAUAUUGGCGACGUGAUGUCUUCUGUGCGCUUUGGCAGCUUCUCCUGCUAGCUGUCGUCCCUUCCUCCUCCUCCUUCUUCUUCUUCUUCUUCUUCUUCUUCAGCGCACAGCUGCCCCGACGCACGCCGACAUGUCUGAGAAAAAGAUGACCUCCAGCCGCAGGCAUCACCUCAAGAGCGUGAUCCUGUCCAUUGCGCUCAACUGGCUAGAGCAGGAGAAGAAGGACAUCGUGGAACAGAAGGAAGCCUACAUGGCCGAAAACUGUCCCAGUCCUGACCUGAGCGGAGACCAAGCCACUCUCAUGGAGCUGUGCAGGAAACUCCACGCCGCCAUCGACAAGAUCGACGAGGAGCGCUACGACGCCGAGGCCAAAGUGCAGAAGGCCAAGAAGGAGAUCGAGGAGCUCAACAUCAAGGUGGUGGACCUCCGAGGCGUCAAGAAGCCCGCCCUGAAGAAGGUGCGCAUGUCAGCUGACACCAUGCUGCAGGCCCUGCUGGGCUCCAAGCACAAGGUCACCAUGGACCUCAGGUCCAACCUCAAGCAGGUUAAGAAGGAAGUCAAAGAGGAGCCCACAGAGGCGGUGGGUGACUGGCGUAAGAACAUCGAGGACAAAGCAGACAGGAAGAAGAUGUUUGAGACUUCCUAAGAUGUCUACAUGUUUUAUGUUUUUUCUCUUGUUUUUUGCGACACACAACUCACAAAAUGCUCCCACGACACAAUAAACCCAUCAAUGUUU